Messenger RNA from Stomoxys calcitrans (stable fly), 1717 nucleotides. It is a transcript of the gene SmydA-3, whose product is annotated as SET domain-containing protein SmydA-8. Bases 111 to 1607 code for a protein of 498 amino acids. The record is from RefSeq and is a predicted model, not a curated record. NCBI's taxonomy places the organism in Eukaryota, Metazoa, Arthropoda, Insecta, Diptera, Muscidae. Gene Ontology annotation, molecular function: protein binding. The transcript is spliced from 4 exons.
AAAAAAUCAGUUAAAUCCGUUAUCGGGAAUUUGAAUACCAAAGCGUUGUUUUUUAAAGUUUCAUGCAAAGUCAGUAACUGCAAAUCAAACAUCAUAACAUCGCUGUCGAAAUGUUUAAAUCACGCAUCGAAGUUGAUCAAAAAUAUGGUCGCAGCCUGGUUACCACCGAGCCAGUGGCUAAAGGUGAAAUCGUAGUCGAUGAGCUACCAUUUGCUCAUGGACCCAAGCAAAACAGUGACAUUGUCUGCUUGGGUUGUUAUAUGCCACUACAAUUCGACGAGGAUGGAGACUCUAUGGAUCGCUGCGAAACUUGUGACUGGCCCUUAUGCAGUUCAUGUAUAGAGUCGCCGGUUCACAAGGAUGAGUGUAAAAUUUUUGCCGAAGCCAAUGUUAGAUUUGCUGGUAAUGUUGGAGAAGAUGGUGUCUGUGCCCAAUUGGAUUGCAUAACGCCUUUGAGAGUUCUGCUAGCCAAAGAAGCCGAUCCCGAACGAUGGGAAAAAGAAGUGGCCCCCAUGGAAUACCAUGACAAAGAGAGACGGGAAAAUAGUGAAUUGUGGAAUGCCGAUUUGGUGAAUAUAGCCCAAUAUCUAAGGGGACCUUGUAAAUUGGGUGAUCGUUUCUCGGAAGAUUUAAUAAUGCAAGUUGUGGGAAUUUUGGAAGUCAACGCUUUCGAGGGACGCACACUGCAAGGCUAUGCUUUUCGAGCCUUAUACCCUGUAACGGGAAUUUUAUCACACAACUGUGUGCCAAAUACAAUGCGCAGUAUUUAUCCUAGCGAAGAUUACAGAAUACGCUUACGAGCAAUGGUCGAUUUGGAAUCUGGACAACAGUUGCAACAUUCGUACAGCUAUACCUUGUAUGGUACCGCACAGAGACAAGAACACUUAAAGGCUGGCAAAUAUUUUACCUGCGAUUGCAAACGUUGUAAAGAUCCUGCUGAGUUGGGCACCAAUUUCAGCACAUUUAAAUGCAGCAAAUGCGAAGACGGUUGGCUGCUAUGUCAAGAUCCCUUGGAUGCCAGCACAGAGUGGAAGUGUACAUUAUGUGAAUUUAAAACCUCAAAUGAGGCUGUCCAAAAGGCCACAAGUGUCAUGCAAGCCGAAGUGGCCCAAGUACAAUCUAUGGAUAUGUCUGGUGAACGCCUACAAGAGACUGAGAGACUUUUGAAAAAAUAUCGUUCUGUUUUACAUCCCCUACAUUUCAUUCAAAUCUCCCUAAAACAAAAUCUUGUCGAGAUGUAUGGUCGUGUAGCGGGUUAUGAAAUGGUUGAGCUACCCGAUGUGCUGCUGGAACGGAAGGAAGAAAUCUGCCGUCAUGUUUUGAGGGUGUUAAAUGUAUUUGAACCUGGUCUAAGUAGAACUAAGGCUACAAUUCUAUACGAAUUACAUGUUCCUGUGGUGUUGUUGGCCAAAAGUGGUUUCAUUGCGGGUGUUUUGGCUGGUGCGAAACUCAAGGAGAAACUCGAAGAAGCCAUAGCCAUUCUGAGAGAAUGUGUGAAUAUCCUUAAAUAUGAAGAUCAGCAAUCACAUGAGGGUGUUUUGGGUUUGGUGGCUAAACAAGCAAUGGAGCAAUUAAUGCAAAGUGUUGAAGGUCUAGAUGGGGCUUGAACACACCUAUUAGUUUUUGUUUUAUACUUAAGUUUUUAUAUAUUAAGGAUUAUAUUUAAUAGUUAUCGCAAAAAAAUAAAUAAAUAAGAAAUUUUCAUAUAUUCAUCAAA